AUGAAGGAAGUAAUUGCGUUCUUCAAAGCAUCCGCUAAAAGAAAUACAGUAUUAAAAAGUAAACUAGACGGAUAUCAAAUUCAUAGUAUGUGCGAAACACAGUGGACCGAGAGACAUGAUUCUGUGCUCCAAUUUGAAAGCAAAUUCGAGAAAAUUGUAGAGACUGCUGCACCGAAUGUAUUUCGAGAUUCAAAGAAGCCAGGAGAAGGCAACAUCAUGUUUAUAUCCGGCCUCCAUGACAAGCCUUAUUGCAAUUGCAAUUCACCGAACCCUCAAGAGACGUUUUACGUCCAGCACGAUGACACUUUUACCGUUGAAAUUUGCUAUAUGUGUUAUAAUAGUCCGUUACAAAUUCUUGCUUUGAACGGAACGACGUAUUGUUUCGAACCUCUACAUCUCUCAGUCAAAAGGAGAAGAGCAAGAAGCGUAAUUGCGAAUAAUCAAUGGAAGCAGGUCGUCGAUGCCGUCUGCAGUAUAGAUCAUGUUCUAUUAUACCGCCGAUAUUAUCCAAUGACAGAAUUCCAAGCAAAGAAAUCGUAUUGA
This is a messenger RNA of Acanthoscelides obtectus, 543 nucleotides long. NCBI's taxonomy places the organism in Eukaryota, Metazoa, Arthropoda, Insecta, Coleoptera, Chrysomelidae. The record is from the annotation of a GenBank genome assembly.